UGAGGGCCUUUGGACACACACACACAAAGAGCUCUUCACUAUACUGUACCCCACCCUCCACACUACCUCCCUCCACUGUGUUCUGGAUUAGUUGGUGUAAACAGUAAAUUCGUGUGAACAAAGGGGUCGUUUUACAGUGCCCUUCAUUAGUGUGUGACAGUGUUUUGUUUGAUACUGUCUUCAACUCCUGUCUAUCAACGGGUCGUGUCUUCAGUUGCUGUCAAUCAACGUGUCAUCAAUUCCUGUCUAUCAACGGAUCCUGGCAUCAAUUCCUGUCUAUCAACGGAUCUUGGCAUCAAUUGCUGUCUAUCAACGGAUCUUGGCCUCAAUUCCUGUCUAUCAACGGAUCUUGGCCUCAAUUCCUGUCUGUCAACGGAUCUUGGCCUCAAUUCCUGUUUAUCAACGGAUCUUGGCAUCAAUUCCUGUCUACCAACGGAUUUUGGCCUCAAUUCCUGUUUAUCAACGGAUCCUGGCAUCAAUUCCUGUCUACCAACGGAUUUUGGCCUCAAUUCCUGUUUAUCAACGGAUCCUGGCAUCAAUUCCUGUUUAUCAACGGAUCUUGGCAUCAAUCUCUGUCUAUCAACGGAUCCUAUCUUGAAUUCCUGUCUAUCAAAGCCUGUCCAUCAACGCUUGCCUCCUUUUUGGUCUGUCAAUCUAGUCUGUCAACACCGUCUAUCCGGCACACGUCUCCCCCUAUCACCGCCCUCAACUUGACAGACGGGUGAGCUGAUUUUCUUCAAUCCAGUGGUUGUGACGGCUUAGAUCACCAAGAUGUCUGGCCUCAUUGUCUACGCCAUCCUCACUACACUCUGUUUACUACAUGUGAGCGUGGCGCAGGAACCAACCUUGGACCUCUUACCCUCCAGUAUACUGAAGGCGCGGGGGCAGGCGGUCUACGUCUCCUGCACCGCUAACGUCGACGAUUCUGAACUAGUGACAGAGAUGAAAUGGUCAGGUCCCAAUGGAAGGGACAUCCCCAACAGUGACGGGACGCCUCGCAGGAUAAUCACCCUUGAGGGAUUAGAAGCUCCUGGUAAGCUCGACCUGCUCAUCAACAAGCUCGAAGAACAAGACACCGGGAUAUACAACUGCACCGCCACCUACGCCGGCAACCAGAAGCUCUCUGCUAGCUUGGCCGUCGAGUCAUUCAUGGACAUCGAUUUUGGAGACACCCCCACCCAUCAGACGCCCCACAUUGGAACGGAGGCCAAGAUUCGCUGUUCUCCAAGUGCCAAGCCAUCGCCCCUUGUUGAUUGGCUGAAGGACCUUGUACGCCUCAGUAAUGAUGACAACCACAUCAUCCAGCAAGAUGGCGUAUUGAUAAAAAAAGUAACGGAGGAAGACGAAGGCACGUAUCGGUGUCGCGCUCGCGUGCCUGCGUUGGGGUCCAUCGAACACAGAGACAUUCAGGUGGAAGUGUACAUUCCCCCAGUCAUUGACACGCCCCCAGAAGAUGCCAAGGGUGUCGAGAGAGACUCUGUCACCUUCAACUGUAAAGCCACUGGCAAGCCUAACCCAUCAUACGCCUGGGUUAACAAUGAUAACGAACCCCUCGAAAGUAACGCCGAUUACUUUGUCGACAACGAGAAAGGCAUCCUGAGAAUAAUGAAUCUCCGACCCGAACAUUCCGGCACCUAUCGGUGCACGGCAACGAACCCGGCGGGAGACGCCGUCGCAUCGGCCAACUUGCAGGUUCUGACCAAACCCAAGAUCGAACAGUUGAUCAACGUUACCCAAUCGGUUAAUAAAGAUUUAGAGUUGAGGUGCAUCGCUACAGGUGACCCAGCCCCAGAACUGGUGUUCAAGAAGGAAACAAACGAGCAUCCCUUCCUAAACGGAAUAAACCAAGACGACAGAAUUGAGGUGUCGCAGGAGAUUGACGACCAGGGACGACCAAUGGGGGUAAUGAAGAUCCGAGGUGUCAUGCGCCAAGACGACGGCCUCUACACCUGCACGGCCGAAUCCGAAGGUGGCGAGACACAGGCCUGGGGACACAUCACAGUGGAGUUCCCUCCUUCAUUUGAGGAACAACCUUACGAUGAACUGUGGUCAUGGCAACAACAGCCCGUCAACCUCACCUGCCUCGUUACCUCCAUCCCCAACGCAACUAUUCAGUGGUACCUUCGUAACCAAGAAGUCGACGCAAACGACCAAAAUCUACAACUGCUAAGCCAUGGUCCCGUUGGCGUCCUCAAAGUUAACCCCGUCAGCCAGAGCUACUUUGGAACUUACACCUGCCAGGCCACCAACACGCUCGGAACGGAAAAACAGGAUCUGGAACUCAGGGAAGCCCAUGCCCCAGGAACGGUUACCAGCGCCAAGAUCGAGAAGAUAACUGCAACUACCAUCACUUGGGAUAUCAUAGGCCCCAUGGAUAACGGUGGACUGCCCAUUCAGGGAUACCUCGUGCAGUACCGUCUGCAGGGCGAGACUUGGGACGAGUCCGAGGAACGCUUCUGGACUAAAGGUUCCACUUACACCCUGGAUGGACUCAAGCCCCAGGAGACGUACGUGUUCCGCUUUGCCGCCCGUAGCGAGGCCGGAAGAGGUCAGUGGAGUGGUGAGAAGACCGAAGAAAUGCCCAGGCGAGCACAGCCGGAGGAGCCUCUGAUCUUCAACCUAGACAAAGCCGUGAAUGAAUUGCCAUACCCUGAUCAGUACAUGCUACAGUGGCAAGUUCCUCUUGAUAAUGGUGAAAAGAUUGACUACUUCCAGAUCAUCUACUACCAGGUCCACAACGUGUCGGGAACUUGGGAAAGCACCGGGACCAAGACAACCGAGGUGGUCGAAUAUCCCGGCUCGACGACUUACAAUAUCGACGGCCUGCGCAGCAACACCCACUACAGGAUCGAACUGCGCGCCCACAACGAAAUCGGCUUCUCAAUCCCAGCUGAAGCAGUUAUCAAGACUGCUCACGAUCCAUCGGCAGUUCCAGGUAGCGGGUCGGGGCCGUCCGAGCAGUACAGUAGCGUUGCCCCUUCCACCAGUGCCCCCGCCCACGGCGCCUCUCCCGACGAAGAAAAGGCGAAUGGAGGGAUUGGAAUCGGCAUCAUCAUCCUCAUUGUGGUCAUCGCUCUGUUAAUCAUUGCUCUGGUGAUUGAUGUGACCUGCUUCUGUGUAAACAAUGCCGGUUGUAUUGCCUUCAUCUGUGGUAAGCGUGACUCCAAGGAUAAGGACAAAGAAGCAAUGUUGGAAGAUGGAAAGAAUACCAGUGCUGAUACACUCAACGAAGAGUCCCGAGAUGAAACCAAAACUAUGGAUGAAAAACCCAUCCCCGAGAAGGAGGUCCAGAAAUCCCCCGAGAAAAAAGUCGAAACUAAAAUCGAGAAAGAGACCGAUGACAAGCACGAGGGGAACGGUCAAAUGAAACCUCAGAAGGACGAAGACACCAAAGAGGAACAACCGGAGUCCGAGGAGAAGACCAAGGAUUCCACCGAACCCACGGAAACCACUCCCAUGAUUCAAGGGGAGAAGGACGACAAGGAGGCCAUCUUGAAAGAGGAACAGAAGGAAAAAGAAGAGGAGAAGCUGAAGAAAAGUGAAUCCAAGAGCAGUGUUACAAAGGACUCCCCAGUGUAAAGCCUGAUACAGCACUAGUCUCAUUAACAGUUUAAAUACACCGGCGGGGAGACUUAUUUUAGUUUCCUUCGCGUGUAACGAGAGAAAAUAAAUUACCGUAGAGAAUUUUCGAAAACGGACCGUCGCGAUGCGAUUCGAACUAGAGAGAUCGUCCGGGACAUCGGCAUCGCGACGACGUACGACCGAGGCGGCCAAAGAAAUCGCAAGAGCGCAUCGAGCCGUUCGCCCGGCAGAAAAGUUCGGCCGGUCUCCGCCGUCGUUCUGCGGCCGUCGCGCGGAACGGAAGCGCCUCGGGGAAGAGUCCUCGCGGGAGUUCCGACGCAUUCCGUCACCGCGACGUCGACUGCACCUACGACGGAGAAGCCGAACUCCGGGCGGGCGUCGAGAUCGCGACGGACCGCACCAUUCCGGUACGUACGAGUCGCGCGAGAGAAAUUUGCACGUUCCGGCGGCGAACGACGGUCCGCGAUUCUCGCCGUGCGGCACCGGAGCGAAGUGCGUUUUUUAUUUCCUUCCCUUAUAAAAUACCUGUACAGUAUAUAUACUACUGUAUAUACAUAUAUACAUAACAUAUAUAUAUGUAUAAUGAAUAUAUAUAGUAUUGUAUAUAUAAGUGAUAUACACUAGUAAUUCUUAUUCCUUUUAAAUGCAAGUUAUUUUGUACAAAAACUCUGUAAUGUUCGUGUGAAUGUGCAAGAGAGAUUUCGCCAUCUCUGCCGUGCUGAUCGUAGCCUUAUCGCGUAAAGGAUAAUUACUCGAACGUUCACAAACUAAUUACUAUAAUUGUAUUUAACGUACGGGACGAGUAAUUAGUGCAAAUACGACGUAAACUCGGCAUUGCCUUUAAUGUACGUUUAAGCCGCUCUAUGUUUUGGUCCUCUCUCGUAUCUCCGAAAUUUUAGGGGACGGGAACCCCCGGCAGUCGUCGCACAUUUUUACGGAAGGGAGUCUUUUCGUCGGCUAGGCCCGGUCGUGAUGCAUAGCCAAGUGAGAUACAGAAAUGUAUAGUUUUCAUUCCAUAGUUAUUGUAAGACAAGGCUGUAAGCUCACUGUAAUAGAAAUGUAAUGUUUGUAUAGUUGUGAGAGUCAACAAGUGAAACUUGGCUGGAUAUAAACACUGUUGGUAAUACAGUAACACUUUAUUAUUGUGUGUAAUAUUAUUCCUUUAUUUUUGACAUAAUGUACAGUAGGUGCAAUCAAGAAACUACACAAUGGUUAUAUACAAUAAUAAAUAUUUUGGCACGUUCAACAAACCGGAACGUAAAUUUACAGGUCGUCGCAAUCGCACGCGGACGGAUAUUUUCCGUCGAACGUCUGCGAUCGUACAAACUCCGUCUCUGCUCCGAUCGAUCAGUUUUUGCGAGCGUCGGCGCGGGCGUCGCGUCGUUUCCCGAGUACCCGUAUCGGUACGGUGCGGCGGUUAGAAAUUGGGUGCGGAUUCUUCGCCAAGAAAUAAGUUCAAACGACGGAAGGAAAGAUCGCUCGCGAGGACGACGCGACACCGACGCGUACGGCGGGUCCGCGUUCUCGUCGCGACGAGCAGACGGGACGCUCGUGACGAUUCGCGACGGCCGUCGCCGUCUGUGCGUCACGUCGACCGUAACGGAGAUGUCGCGGCAGAAGAGCGCCAAAAAUUAUGAAACGACACUCGGGUUCGGCGGAAUAAUCGAUACGGCAGAUCGGCGAAAGACUCGCAUCGUACCGGUAUGGCAAAGGAUGCGACGCUGGAGCCGACGGAUAAAAUACACGGCGCAGUCCGAGUACUGUGACAGGCUCGUGUUUUGUAAAGAAAACCUUUUAGUUUUGUGAACCGUAGUUAAUCGGGAAAGUUCCUCGAGAGAGGGAGUCGCCGCAGACCAGUGGAAACGGCAGGUUCCCCGACCCGUCUCUCCUCGCCGAAGCGGGCAUCCGACGCUCCGGCCCAAUACGGCGAAACCUCCACACGACGGACCUCUCUCCACUCGAUCCGCCGGAUGGGGGCGUCGCACCUCGCGGACCCUCGACGCGACGGACCGAUCUCUCCGCACGGUCUGUCGAGUGGAGGUCUCGCCGCGUCACGAGUACUUACCCACGCUCGAGUGCCAUUUAAGAAUUUGACUGCCGUACGGCUCGCCAUCAUUGCACGGGACGGCGCACGGUCGACGCCCGGACGGACGCGCGCGGUCCGUCGGACCGACGGAACGCGCCUCCCUCCUGUCGGUCGCGGGCUCGGCUUUCUCCCCGCGAGGUCGUAUACAGUAUACAUUAAUCCGAACGUCCGAACAAAAAAUUGCUAACCGAAAGUUUUGGCCGUGCCAGAGACGCCCGAUCGAGUCGACGAGAGCGCCGCACUCGAACGCACGUCGGCGCGAGUGGAACGAUCCGUUUAUAUUUGUAACAAUAAGAGAAAUCGGGGAUCGUCGGCGAGCCGGUCGAGGCACGACGGUGCCGUAGAAAUCGACGAUUCGGCACAAUUUUACGUCUAUGCGAUUUUCCAAAAUACCCAAAUGGUUACUUUCGUAAUGUUAAAUUUAAUGACAUCUCUCUAACUCACUUUUAGAGUCAUAGCUCUGUCUUUAAUGUAAAGAAAAAAUAUGUCUGUACUCAUCCAGUACUCUCGGUGUGGUAGCAUUUAAGAUAGUCCGGGGGCGCGUCCGCCCAGCCCGCGAAUUAACGUAAGGCCGGCUUUUUUAUUGCGAUUGUGUAUGACUAAGCUUGUCUCUACUCCAGUGUGGUAAAAAUAAAAUGUCUGCUAUUG
This is a messenger RNA of Homarus americanus (American lobster), 6316 nucleotides long. RefSeq names its product fasciclin-2-like. The record is from RefSeq and is a predicted model, not a curated record. The transcript has 18 exons. Gene Ontology annotation, cellular component: neuron projection; plasma membrane. Gene Ontology annotation, biological process: homophilic cell-cell adhesion. Lineage: Eukaryota; Metazoa; Arthropoda; Malacostraca; Decapoda; Nephropidae. Gene Ontology annotation, molecular function: protein binding. The coding region runs from base 772 to 3579 and encodes 935 amino acids.